AUGUCUAGGCCAACUUCAUCCGGCGAGCCUCGCUCCCGGCCGACAUCAUACCAUGAUCCUCCAUCCCCCGGGUUUCACGCCGAUGAUGUCCCCGUUGAAGUCUUGGUCCAGCACCUCCUGGCCGCCAAGCAAUCGCUCUCUUCGAUGGCUCUCGUCCUGCGCGCCAACGACUUGUCGACCAACGCCCGCCAAAUGCACGAGGACUCGGUUGUGCUGAGCGCCCAGACCGGUUUUCUACGUCGGCUUAUUGAUGAUGAGGUGCGGGUAUUGCAAAAGCUCCGGCGGGGGAUGGAGCAUGCGCACAAACGCGCUCGGCGCGAGUUUGGGAGGCUCAUCCACGCGCUCGAUGUCUCCAACGAGAAGCUCGAGAACACGAUGCGGAUGCUGCGGGAGACGCGAGUCGACCCCAUAUUUCGCCCACCAGGCGAGGAAGGCAAGUUUCUGAUAGAUUUUGCCGACGUGGACAGCGUCGAGGCGAUGCGCGAUACCUUAAAAGGGAGCAUCGCCGAAUUGCAGGCCGCCCAAACAUCAUACGACGGCGACCUCCUCCGUUUCGACAACGACCUCCGAUUGCUCAACAAGAGCACAGCCGCCGCGCCCUCGACCGACUCGCCCUCUUCAUCUGCCGCCUAUCAGCCGAUCCCCCACCUGCUUGCCGCUCUCGCCGACCACUCCGAGGCGAUGGCACAGCACCUGGCGUCUCUUACAAACCACUUCGACAUGUGCGUUAAAGCAGUCCGUGCAACCGAAGGGGGCGCCGCCCUCGCACGCCGCCGCGCAGCCGAAGCGACCGACGACGGCGAGCCCGUGUCGAUAUCCGGUUUUAUAACAGAACAAGAAUCACACCUCACCGAGCUGGAACCGAUGGACCCGCAGGAGCUGGUGGAGAUUGUACAAGUAGUCAUGGAAGACGCCCCCGAGGUGGACGAGGUCGUGGCCGAGAUCCAGGCGGUGCUGCAGCAGGCAGAGCAGGAUUUUGACACGCUCAAAGAGCAAGCUGGCCGGAUUGGCGGCACGUGGACGGCCACGCUCGGUGCCUUCCAGGUGCUCGACGAUAUCGGAGCGCGACUGCGAAGCUAUGUAGCGGCCGAGCACGAGUUCGAGCAGCGCUGGGAGGCGGAGAAGGACGUCAUCUACGCGAAGCUCCAGGAGAUGGAUGGGCUGAAGGUGUUUUACGAGGGGGUACGCGAGGGCUUACAGCAGUCUGAUGCUGGAGGCGGAGAGGCGGCGGGGCGUAGAGGAAACAAGAUCCGCAAUACGCUGCGCAAGGCGAAGGAGAAUGUGGACAACCUCGUCGAGGCGGAUCGAAAGCAGCGGGAGUAUUUCCGGCAGGAAGUCGGAGAGUUCCUACCGACGGAUCUCUGGGUGGGUAUGAACAACCCGUUGCAGCGAUGGGAGCUGGCGCCAGUCCAGGGGGGUGGGGCUGCUUCCCAAUCGCAAGACGAGUUGGUCACGCCCACGGUGGCGAGGCCGUCUACGGGCAAGGCACCGGUGCGGUGA
Chaetomium globosum CBS 148.51 is the source of this 1500-nucleotide messenger RNA. RefSeq lists its product as uncharacterized. Gene Ontology annotation, cellular component: phagophore assembly site; Atg1/ULK1 kinase complex. Lineage: Eukaryota; Fungi; Ascomycota; Sordariomycetes; Sordariales; Chaetomiaceae. The transcript is spliced from 2 exons. The record is from RefSeq and is a predicted model, not a curated record. Gene Ontology annotation, molecular function: molecular adaptor activity; protein kinase activator activity. Bases 1 to 1500 code for a protein of 499 amino acids. Gene Ontology annotation, biological process: autophagosome assembly; piecemeal microautophagy of the nucleus; activation of protein kinase activity.